Molecule: messenger RNA, 1388 nt
Organism: Osmia lignaria (orchard mason bee)
Lineage: Eukaryota; Metazoa; Arthropoda; Insecta; Hymenoptera; Megachilidae
Product: NSFL1 cofactor p47
Biological process (GO): membrane fusion; Golgi organization; autophagosome assembly
Cellular component (GO): cytosol; nucleus
Molecular function (GO): ubiquitin binding
Source: RefSeq, a predicted model, not a curated record
UAGAAGUGGAAGGAAUGACAGGUAAAUUGAAGAAAUUGACGUAAAGUUGAAUAACCGAACAAAGAAAAUUAUUUGAAAAAAAAGUAUCAAAGCCACAAGUGGCAGGUAUUAGCUAUAAUACAUUUUCAGUGACUUAAUACUUGCUUUCAAUGGCGAGCCACGAAGAGUUGGUUUCACAAUUUACAGAUGUAACUGGUGUUGAACCUGAACGAGCACGAUUUUACCUCGAGUCAUCUGCUUGGCAGCUCGAGGUUGCUCUUGCCAGUUUCUAUGAAAAUGAUGAACCACCAUUGAUUAAUGAAGCUACUGAAAGUACAUCAGAAGAAGAUUACAGAGAUAUAUCAGAAAAAGUUGUAGAAGGUGCAAAGUCAUCAGAAAUGGAACGAAAAUCAGGGAAAGAUAAAUCAACACCAAAGUCUAAUAUUGCAAUGCUUAGUGAUCUUAAGGACAGAGAAAGUAGUCCAGAGGAAGAAGAAGGGCAAGCCUUUUAUGCUGGUGGUUCUAAAAGAAGUGGACAGCAAAUUUUAGGACCAGGAAAGAAGAAGGACAUUGUUAGUGAUAUGUUUAAAUCGUGUCAGAGGCAAUCUAUUGCUGCAGAACCAAAACAAAGUGGACAGCAGAGACCAAAUACUUUUAGUGGUACUGGAUAUAAAUUAGGUCAAACUAGUUCUGAUACUGAAAUUGUUACCGCUACAUCCUCUAAUCAUCAACAAACAAAUUCUGGUCUCAUCACUUUAAAACUUUGGAAAGAUGGCUUUACUAUAAAUGAUUCUGAUCUUAGAUUGUAUACUGAUCCAGAAAGUAGAGAAUUUCUUGAAACUGUGAAACGCGGUGAAAUACCGGCAGAAAUACGUCAACAAAUUCAGGGGACCGAAGCUCGGCUUGAUAUGGAAGAUCAUCGUCAUGAGACGUAUGUUCCUCCGAAAGCUAAAGUAAAAGUGUUUACUGGAAAAGGACAUAUGUUAGGAAGUCCUUCUCCAGCAACAGUUGGUAUGACAAUACCGGCAGAUCUUGCUGAUCAAACAGCAAAUGAAUCACAAGCAAAAAAACAAUUAAAUUUAGAUGAAUCGAAACCAGUUACAACGUUACAAAUUCGUCUUGCCGAUGGAACUAGCGUGAAAGUUCAAUUAAACUUAACUCAUACCAUCAAUGACCUGAGACAGUACAUAAUAGCUAUGAGACCUCAAUAUGCUAUGAGAGAGUUCAGUUUAUUGACAGCUUACCCUACUAAAGAGCUUGUAGAAAAUAAAACUAUUGAAGAAGCUGGUUUACAAAACACAACAAUAAUUCAACGACUGAAAUAAAUAUUUGUUCUGAAUUAUUAGUUAUGGGAGUUUAAGUGAUGUAUGGAAUAGAUGAUUCUUAAAUAUACAUUGAAAUAUUUAAAA